Molecule: messenger RNA, 1229 nt
Organism: Callorhinchus milii (elephant shark)
Lineage: Eukaryota; Metazoa; Chordata; Chondrichthyes; Chimaeriformes; Callorhinchidae
Gene: enoph1
Product: enolase-phosphatase 1
Exons: 6
Coding region: 102-854 (250 amino acids)
Molecular function (GO): magnesium ion binding; acireductone synthase activity
Source: RefSeq, a predicted model, not a curated record
UCUGUCCCUUUAAGGUUGGGUGUCCUGUUUGCAGCCUGUGGAGCGGAGCGACCCAUGUCUUUGUGUCUCAGUGUGCAUUGCAGGGCUCUGCAUUCAGUGCCAUGCCGGUAACUGUGCUUUUACUGGACAUUGAAGGCACCACCACGCCCAUCUCUUUUGUACAGGAUGUUUUGUUUCCUUAUAUCAAAAAACACGUGAAGGGAUAUCUCCAGGAGCACUAUGAAGAAAAGGAGUGUCAGGAGGACAUUCAGCUUUUGAAAAAACAGGCUGCAGAUGACCAGCGAUUACUGCAGGUAGCAGCCCCACCUCCAGACUCGCUCUUGGGAGAGAAUGCGAGCAAAGAGCAGGCGAUUGAGGAAGUGGUCGACAAUGUCUUGAGGCAGAUGUCCCAGGACAGGAAGACGACUGCUCUGAAACAGUUACAGGGUCACAUGUGGAGGGCAGCCUAUGCGAGCGGAGAAGUGAAAGGAGAGGUGUAUGAAGAUGUUGUUCCAGCUAUUAAGGAAUGGAGGAAGGCGGGAAAGAAGGUGUACAUCUACUCCUCUGGCAGUGUGGAGGCUCAGAGACUGCUCUUUGGACACUCCAGCGAGGGAGACCUGUUGGAGCUCUUCAACGGCCAUUUUGACACCAAGAUUGGAUCCAAAGUAGAAAUGGAAAGUUACAAGCAAAUUGCACAAAGCAUUGGCUGCUCCACGGACACCAUUCUUUUUCUAACUGAUGUGACCAAAGAGGCAAGAGCUGCAGAACAGGCAGGGCUUCACGUGACCAUUGUGGUGAGACCUGGAAAUGCUGAGCUGACAGAAGCAGAAAAGUCAUAUUACAAAUGCGUCACUUCCUUCAGCGAAGUGCUCUGACCUGGUUAGAGUCGCAGAGGAAAUGAAAGCUAAACCGCUCCUUAAAAUAGGACAACCUCUUCUGCAGCCAAACAACAACCUGCAUUUAUAUAGCCCGCUUCGCACGGGACAGUGUCUUAGAGCACUUAAAAGUCAUACAGAUCAGAAUGUGCAGUUUGCUAUUCCUGCAUGAAGUGGGGAUUCCUCCUAAUAAGAGGGACUCGCAGGAAACCUUUCAGACUGAAAGUUGUUUUGCACUGAGCGCUUCAGCAUGGCAUCUGAUUCUGCUCCACGCUCAAAGUAAAAAAUAAAUCCUCACAUUUGAUGCCGCAACUGUUCAUUUUGACACGUGUCCAAGAACUUUGCACAAUAAAUUGCUUUGAAGCAUAGGAGGGA